Rhagoletis zephyria (snowberry fruit fly) is the source of this 1177-nucleotide messenger RNA. RefSeq lists its product as uncharacterized. NCBI's taxonomy places the organism in Eukaryota, Metazoa, Arthropoda, Insecta, Diptera, Tephritidae. The record is from RefSeq and is a predicted model, not a curated record.
UGCAAUAUUGGCAGUUACUACAAGUGCAGUCCGAAAACAUUACAGGAGAGAUAUGCAUAUGAGCAUUUCCACAGAAUAGUCAACCAGGGCCGAGAAGUAAAAUGAGCAAUCAGUUGUAUAGGAGCUAUAAGUUAUGUAAGUGGUCCGAUUUUAACGGUUUCCACAAAUGAUUAAUACAUUAAAAAAGUACACUCGCGUAUUAAAUUUCAGUCGGAUAUCUUGAAAACUGACGGACUAAAUUGCGCUCAAACAGACGGACAGCUGAACUUGGCAAAUCGACUUAGCUCGACGUUCUGAUCAUUCUUGUACCUUCAAACAUCGGAACAAAUUUAUAAUACCACUUCAUGUUCAUGAAGGUGUUCUAAAAUGUUCCCUCCUAAUGUAAAAUUCGAUCCAGAAGGCAAUGAUGCAAUAACCAUCUUAAACGCUAAACUGAAAAAAAUUGAAGAGCAAAACAACUAUUUGCAAAAAGAACUGAAAAACGUAUCGUCUAUGCUUGCCAAGCAUAUGGUCUAUUUGGAAAGACUUUCCAACCAUGUUUUCCCGAAGACUUUAAAUUUCAACUUUUUUCCAUUUAAAUCAAAAGAAGAAAUGGACGAUGUGGAGAAAAAUGUUGAAUCUAUGGCAAUAAAUGAAGUUAUGGAAUAUAUAAGAGAAACCAUCGGGCCCAAUGAUAUUUCGAAGUCGCUUAAUAAAUUGUUUACGGAAGAAUUUCUGUUAUCCUUAAACUGGGAUGGCAACCAGAAAAAGUUAGCAUUGCGAAAAUAUAAAAUCUUUUCAAAAUAUGCUUUUGAUGCGGUGAAACGAGAAGAUUACGAUUAUUCGGAUUACGAAGCAUCAAUGCGGAAAGGUUUCCGAAAGAUGAAGAAUAGGGUGUAUAGGAGACGCUACAAUAAUAAGCUGACCAGUGAAGCAGCAUCUACGCUAGACAAAAAUUAAUAUUUGAAUUAAAUCUUAAGUAUGUUCAUUGCAAUUAAGUACCUUUAAAUGUUAACAAACUUGUAUUAACAUGAAACUACAUACAUACAUAUGUAUGUACAUAUAUUUUAAUUUGAGCUAAUGCAUUGUAAACACUUUCAAAAUCAAGUUCAUGUUGAGUUAAUAUGUAAUUUAUAAUAUAUAUAAUUACGGUGACCAUCCGUCCUGUAUUAUAGGGGACAGUCCUUUUUUUCAUCAA